GAGAGCCGGGACCUGUGGGUAAUGAUGGACCGGAGGGUAUCCUCUCACCACUAACCGCUCGGCCAUGGCUCGGACCGGCUCCGGGGCCCUGCUCUGCCGCCGGAACAUGAAGUUAGACUCUUUCCUGAAGCGGAACACGGAGCGGGCGGUGUACGAGCGGAUCCGAGCCUACGAACCGUGCGUGGUGAAGUCGGACACCAUCAAUAAAGUCUACAUGCACGUGGUCCUGAGCGACGAGCGCGUGUAUCUGACGGAGUACCCUCCACGCACACUCACCUCAGUGGUCAGCUUCAGCCGGAUGAGGGACCUGGAGCUGGUGAACGACCUCCCAGAUUUCCUAAGUGGGAAGGACAGAGAACUCUGCCAGCACAUCCGCAUCCUGUACGUCACCGACAAGCUUGAAGAGAAGGGAUGUGAUUGGAAAGAUGACAGGGAGGGGCUUCCUCCUGCGGCCCCGCCCUCUCGGAGAAUCAGCCACUGCCCAUCAAUGCAACCUACUUUAGAUGGAUAUCCUACACACAGAGGAACAGAGCACAUUCACACGUUAAAAACCACCCGAUCUGCCUCCUGUCCGGACUCGGAGACUCUGGGGCUCCUGAUGGUCCCUUAUCCUCCAACCCAUCCCCCCUCUACAGCAGCACCAUUCAAGUCCACCAGCAGCUCCCCCACGUCUCCUCGGACAACCUCCAGUCAGAGUCUGAAGACCUCUGAGUCUGGACAGCAGGGGUCGAGGAGGAUCGGCUCAGUUCUGUCUCGUCUGUUGAGAAAAAACAGCAGCGAGGCAAAGGAGGUUGAGCUGCACCUGUACGCUGUUUCACCAACGUCCAAACUUUACUUCCAUCUACAGAGCUCCUGGAACAGCUUCAUUAUUAGGUCAACCCUCCUGUUAGACCCACUCUAUAGAAGGCGGUACUAUGUCUCAUCUGGAACCUCUACUGGAAAGCAGCUGCCUGUCAUCAGCUGGGAGCGGACGGCACAUCUGUUUGGUCAGUUGAGUGCAGAGCUGCUGCAGGAGGGGCUCAGCAUGGAGAGUCUGUACCUGCUGCUGCAGGAGCUGAGGACGGCUGCUCAUCGAAACAUCACCUUACGCAAACUCUUCUGGAGAUCUAGUGAGUUGUGUAUCUUCCUGGUUCAAACCCUUGAGGAUUCCCUUCAUGGCACUCAGACUGGAGUUUACACAACAGAUCAACUACUACUAAGCACUCUGAUCGUCCAGACACUCGCUGUCAUGUUCAGAGAGACAGACGUGGAACCAGCCAGAUUCAACCUGUUGUCUGCCAAAAAAGGUGCCCUUACCUCCAGAAUGCUGCUUGCCUUGAUAUGUGAUCCAGAGCUACAAACGCAGAACCAGGGAUCUGCGACAGACUCUGAGCUUCAGGCCUUUCUUGCUGAGUAUCUGGACGCUGCCUGUUCUCUGUUCUUUGAGCUGCUGCUUUUAGGUCAUGAGACCAGCAGGUAUUCAUCUGAUGAUAACGUCUUGUCUGUCGGUUGGAUGCUUCAUGUCCUGCAGCCUCAUCCUCAUCUGUUGUCCUUCAUCGGUUACCAGGCGCAGCAGGUGGUUCUGUCUCUGUCAGACCCACAGGAUGUGGUUCUGAGUCCGGUUCACUCUGUGCUGCUGUUCCAGCGUUGUCGCCUCCUGCUGGCUGGUCUCCAGUACAGCACCCAGAUGUCCAAGCACCUCCAGUCCCACUUCAGAGAGGAGUUCAGGUACUCUGUGAAUCUGUCAUGUCUGGAAAAGAAGCUGCCGCCUCAAUAUCCCAUCAGCCCACUGACCCAACGACUGGUGGAGCAGAUCCUGAAUCUCAUUCUGCACUGAUGAUUGCACACUUAUGAUGAUUUUCAGCAAUACAUAAAAAUAUAAGAAUGUAGAGUCUUCUUCAGUAAAAUGCGAAUAUUUUUGUGAUUUUGUUUUGUCUGUGUUGAAUUCUACCAAUGAUGCAGACAAACCAACUGUUCUUUACAGCAAAAAAAGUGCUUUUUUUUCUCUUAAGAGAAGAGGAGUAUGGGGAGGUGUGUUGCAGACCAAGUAACGCCAUAAUAUGGAGGAAAAAUUAAGAACUUUGAGUAAAAAUGCAACAUUUGUCUCAAAUGUUGAAUGAGAAAAAAAGUAAUUUGUUCGCUGCACUUCAUUACAAGACUUGUCACAGCUAACAGAGGGAACAGUAUCUGGAGGACCAGAAACUUUAAACACUGUUGUUAAAUUUGAUCUGUAUGUGCAUUUAUUUAUUUGUUAAACCUCUAUGAUGCAAUUAUAUGUUGUUUUGCACAAAAUAAAAGGCCAUCUCUUUAUACAUCAG
Sphaeramia orbicularis (orbiculate cardinalfish) is the source of this 2297-nucleotide messenger RNA. RefSeq names its product chromosome 12 C12orf56 homolog (gene c12h12orf56). The transcript is spliced from 14 exons. The record is from RefSeq and is a predicted model, not a curated record. Bases 65 to 1816 code for a protein of 583 amino acids. NCBI's taxonomy places the organism in Eukaryota, Metazoa, Chordata, Actinopteri, Kurtiformes, Apogonidae.